AUGGCUCCCUCAUGGGUUGAAAAGUUCAUUGUCCGUGACACCACGACACCAGAUUCACAAAUGCCCCCUCCAGAACAUGCUCUCAAACUUGAGUAUUGUGUACAUGCUGAACACGAGAGAACCCUCACUGUGGUUGGAGAUCAAUUAACCCGAUAUGUCAUCAAGCGCAUUGCGAAGCUGGGAGGCGCCUGGGGAGAUGUAUGUCAUAUUUACUCACCUGCCGACGGAGGUCGUGAGGUCGGUUCCCUUGAUUUCCGCUCCAUACCGCCCAGUAUCGAGAUCGUACUCGCUAGAGACGGCCGCAAACGCAAGAUUAAAACCCCCCCGGCCGUACGAGAAUACGAGGCCUUGAGUGGUGUCGGCCCCCUACAUUGGAAACCUAUAGGCAUGGAGCCUUAUGGCAGCGCUUCAUGGGAGCUGCGGAGCUCAACAGAUCUUAUCCUGCAAGCAUCAAUGGAAAUCAGACCCGGGGUUAUAUCAGUCUAUUUAAGAAGGGCUUGGAAGAAGUGGUAA
Messenger RNA from Fusarium graminearum PH-1, 513 nucleotides. RefSeq lists its product as uncharacterized. The transcript is spliced from 2 exons. The record is from RefSeq and is a predicted model, not a curated record. The coding region runs from base 1 to 513 and encodes 170 amino acids. NCBI's taxonomy places the organism in Eukaryota, Fungi, Ascomycota, Sordariomycetes, Hypocreales, Nectriaceae.